CAAAACAAUAUUGUUCUUCCAUGGCGUCAAGUUUGGGCUACCUCACUCGCAAGGAAACGGAAGUAAAGCUUCCUAAAGCUACGUGGGUGAAGAACAAAACCCCAGCGCCCAUACAAAUCACAGCGGAGCAAAUCCUCCGCGAAGCUAGAGAACGUCAAGAGUCCGAAUUCAAACUGCCAAAGCAGAAAAUCAGUGAUCCAACAGAGCUAGCAGAUUACCGUCUACGUAAGAGAAAGGAAUAUGAGAGUUUAGUUAGCCGUGUUAGUUGGAAUAAGAGUGUGUGGGUGAAAUAUGCUAAGUGGGAGGAAUCACAAGAAGACUUCAAGCGUGCUCGUUCUGUAUGGGAACGUGCACUUGAUCAUCAUUGCCGUGAUCAUACAAUGUGGUUGAAGUAUGCCGAUAUGGAGAUGAAGAAUAAGUUUGUUAAUCAUGCUCGUAAUUUAUGGGAUCGAGCUGUUGACCUUUUGCCUAGGGUUGAUCAGUUGUGGUACAAGUAUAUUCAUAUGGAAGAGAUGCUCGGUAAUGUGGCUGGUGCCAGACAAAUUUUCGAGAGGUGGAUGGCAUGGAUGCCGGAUCAGCAAGGGUGGUUUUCUUAUAUUUAGUUUGAGUUAAGGUAUAAUGAAGUAGAGAGGGCAAGAGAAAUUUUCGAGAGAUUCGUGGAAUGUCAUCCGAGAGUUGGUGCUUGGAUUAGGUUUGCGAAAUUUGAGAUGAAGAAUGGGGAGAUAGGGAGGGCGAGGGAUUGUUAUGAGAGGGCUGCAGAUAAAUUGUCCGGCGAUGAGGAAGCUGAGCACUUGUUUGUGGCAUUUGCGGAGUUUGAGGAGAAAUGUAAGGAGAUAGAGAGGGCAAGGUGCAUAUAUAAGUUUGCACUUGAUCGAAUACCAAAAGGGCGAGCUGAGGAUUUGUACAGGAAGUUAGCAUUUGAAAAACAGUACGGUGAUAAGGGAGGUAUUGAGGAUGCUAUAGUUGGAAAAAGGAGAUUUCAGUGUGAGGAUGAAGUGAGGAAGAAUCCACUUAGUUAUGAUACGUGGUUUGAGUAUAUUCGACUGGAAGAGAGCGUUGGAAAUAAAGAGGGGAUUAGAGAGGUUUAUGAGAGAGCCAUUGUUAAUGUUCCUCCUGCUGAAGAGAAGCGGUAUUGGCAGCGAUACAUUUACUUAUGGAUUAAUUAUGCAUUAUAUGAAGAGGUCCAAGCACAAGACAUGGAAAGGGCCAGAGAUGUCUACAGGGAGUGUCUUAAGCUGAUUCCGCAUAAGAAAUUUUCGAUUGCAAAGAUUUGGUUGCUGGCUGCCCAGUUUGAGAUUAGGCAGUUAAGAAUCAAGGAGGCACGGCUUUUACUUGGACAAGCGAUUGGAAGGGCUCCUAAAGACAAGGUAUUUAAGAAGUACAUUGAGAUAGAGCUGCAUCUCGGAAACAUAGAUCGUUGCAGAAAGCUUUAUGAGAAGUACUUAGAAUGGUCACCAGAAAAUUGCUAUGCUUGGAGCAAAUUUGCCGAGUUAGAGAGGUCCCUGAAUGAAAUGGAGCGAGCCAGGGCUAUUUUUGAGCUUGCAAUUGACCAACCUUCACUGGAUAUGCCAGAGUUACUAUGGAAGGCUUAUAUCGACUUUGAAAUCUCUGAGGGUGAAUUUGAAAGAACUAGAGCACUCUUCGAAAGACUUCUUAACCGCACGAAACACUUGAAGGUGUGGAUAAGUUUUGCGAAGUUUGAGGCCUCAGCUAUGGGUUCAGAGGUUGAACAAGAUAUUGUACAGACAAAAAACUACCUGCAACGUGCCAGAGAUGUUUUUGAAAGGGCUGUUUCUUACUUCAGAAAUUCAGCGCCUGAACUGAAAGAAGAAAGAGCCAUGCUUAUGGAAGAAUGGCUAACUAUGGAAAGCGGUUUUGGUGAGCUUGGGGAUAUUAAUUUAGUCCGUUCGAAACUACCAAAGAAACUCAAGAAGAGAAGGAAAAUAGACAUGGAAGAUGGUCCAUCCAUGUACGAGGAGUACAUCGACUAUCUUUUCCCUGGGGAAACGCAGAGCACCAAUCUGAAGAUCUUGGAAGCUGCUUAUAAAUGGAAGAAGCAGCGGGUUGCAUCCGAGGAGGAUUAGCCAGAUUCUCUGUUGCUUUCAUUAAUUUAAUUUUCUGAAAUGUGGUUAGCACAUUUAUGUUCUUUUUGUUUUCCCCUUACUGUGCUGUAUUAAAUGUUGAAACAGUAUCCUAUGAUCCUGGAUGUUUUAAUGAAUUAGCAAAUAGCAGUCUUAAGCUUGAUAUCCAAUUUAACUGAAUAUGUAGUGCAUAGAGUCGUGACAACU
This is a messenger RNA of Capsicum annuum, 2288 nucleotides long. Its product is annotated as crooked neck-like protein 1. The record is from RefSeq and is a predicted model, not a curated record. Gene Ontology annotation, molecular function: protein binding. NCBI's taxonomy places the organism in Eukaryota, Viridiplantae, Streptophyta, Magnoliopsida, Solanales, Solanaceae. Gene Ontology annotation, cellular component: precatalytic spliceosome; Prp19 complex; post-mRNA release spliceosomal complex. Gene Ontology annotation, biological process: spliceosomal complex assembly; mRNA splicing, via spliceosome.